Molecule: messenger RNA, 569 nt
Organism: Wasmannia auropunctata (little fire ant)
Lineage: Eukaryota; Metazoa; Arthropoda; Insecta; Hymenoptera; Formicidae
Exons: 3
Coding region: 44-553 (169 amino acids)
Source: RefSeq, a predicted model, not a curated record
AAUCCAGUCGAAUUAGUCGCUACAUGCAGGAACAUAAAUCAAUAUGUUAAUCUACGCCUUUAAUGUGCUAAGUGCAGUGGUAUUUGGAUUAUCCUCAACCGCAGAAACUACUGUUUUAAUGAUCUGCAAGCGAGGUUCAGUUAAUUAUUUCGCCUGUUUAAAACACGCUUUAGAAGAAGUAUGGCCACAACUUGCUGAAAAAGGACUUCCAGAAAUUGACUUUCCACCUUUGGAUCCAAUACAUUACGCAUACGGAGCAACUAUAUUUAAUACAGACGUCAUACAUGCAGAAGUUAUUAUAACAAAUCUUACUGCUACUGGUUUCUCAAAGACUCAUUUUAAUGGUGUCAGAGCGCAGUUUCUUGACGACGUUUUCCGUUUGGAUGUCGACACAGUAAUACCGAGAAUAUUUUUAAAAGGUACCGUGGACCUGAGUGGUACUAUAGGUGGUGUACUCAAAAUUGUUGAUAAAGGUAUGACAAAUUCUAUACUUAGUUUGAGCCACCAAAGAUACACCAUCUAUUUUGUUGAAUAUAUUUUUAUUUACGUUUAAAAUUAGUCAUAUCCGU